AUGUCACAGUUAUGGCAAUCCUUGUCACGACAUGCUCCUACUCCCCUAAAGAGUCGUCUAGUCGGAGACCUUCCUCAAACGCAUGCACGCACAUUAUCAUCCCGUUCAAUUUCAUCACCAUCGCGUCCCCCCUUCCCAACAAUACCGACCUGUCCCGAUCCAACAUGUCCAUGUGCACCGACGCCGCCGAUGCCCGAGGGUCUACCAAUCGACCACUCGAGACCGCUGAAUGCGACCAUGGCGCCUUAUACACAGCAGGUCCUGAUUGCGACUGGACAAACGGACUGGAGUAGUCGAAUUGAGGAGGAUGGCGUCGAGAAAAGCUGGGGUAGUCUGGUGCGCGGGCUGAAGGAUAUGUUUGGUCGGGGAGGAAAAUAUGCUGAUCCAUACAAUAACCUGGCGGUUACGAACUCCUCUUUCAAGCCCACGGCACAGGCCUCAUCGCCGUUCGCAUCAGCCUUUCUCUUCCCAGCUUUCAAAUACGUACCCAAGAUCCCAAUUGCAACGAACACAGAUGCCAAAACCGAGUCGAAUCUUGAUUCAUUUGCCCGUGCAUACCUGCUACCAUACAAACUCCAUUCGGCGCAUUCGGGCAUCCCAGAGUCACAGCGGCAAAUAAUGACGCGGUCACCGGAAUAUGCCUCUCAAUACUUCCCCGAAGCACUGGAUAUCAAGCAGUCGCCGACAAUACUGAUUUGCAGCCAUGGUGGUCGAGAUAUGCGAUGUGGUGUUAUGGGACCCGUGUUGCAUGCCGAAUUCGAGCGUGUGUUGCGACGGAAAGGGUUUACUACGAACGAUGAUAGCUCGGCAGGAAAUAGAAUUGAUGGCCCAACUCAUGCAAACAUUGCAUCUAUCAGUCACGUCGGUGGCCACAAAUAUGCCGGUAAUGUGAUCAUCUACAUCCCGCCUGCCCUUAUGACGACUUCUUCCUCGUUGGGCACCAUUGUAUCGAGUCCAAGCCCGCUGGCCGGCAAGGGGAUAUGGUACGGACGAGUUGAGCCCAAACAUGUGGAAGGUCUCGUCGAGGAGACAAUCUUCAAUGGAAGAGUUGUUGAGGAUCAUUUUCGCGGUGGGAUUGGCAUGGAUGGGGAGAUUUAUAGACUGUAG
Molecule: messenger RNA, 1107 nt
Organism: Talaromyces marneffei
Lineage: Eukaryota; Fungi; Ascomycota; Eurotiomycetes; Eurotiales; Trichocomaceae
Exons: 2
Coding region: 1-1107 (368 amino acids)
Source: RefSeq, a predicted model, not a curated record